This is a messenger RNA of Closterium sp. Naga37s-1, 434 nucleotides long. The record is from the annotation of a GenBank genome assembly. NCBI's taxonomy places the organism in Eukaryota, Viridiplantae, Streptophyta, Zygnematophyceae, Desmidiales, Closteriaceae.
CAACAAAGCCCAAGAGGAAAGCGGCAGUGGGAGGGGCACAUGCAACCAAGAAAGUGUCUUCGCUGGUUAACAAGUGGAAAGCAGCCAAGGAAGAACUAGACGAGGAGAGGAUGAGGCGCGAGCAGGAAGAGGAGGAGAGGGAGCGGGCGUUAUAUGAUGGGGAGGUGAUUGGGAAGAAGCGGCAGAAGAAAAUCGAGGAGUGGAAGCAGCAGCAGUUGCAGACAGGCGAGGCCGAGGAGAACGCCAACUUCCAACCACUCGCAGUCGAUUGGCAAGGUGCAUAUCCCUGCCCCUCCCUUCCCAUCAAGGCAAGGUGCCUAUCCCUGCCCCUCCCUUCCCAUCAAGGCAAGGUGCCUAUCCCUGCCCCUCCCUUCCCACCAAAACAGGCGAGAGCAAGUGGAGAGGGCAAGAGGGGCGAGUCAGGCUCAGGCUGA